Molecule: messenger RNA, 531 nt
Organism: Strongylus vulgaris
Lineage: Eukaryota; Metazoa; Nematoda; Chromadorea; Rhabditida; Strongylidae
Source: the annotation of a GenBank genome assembly
AUGUUUGAUUCCUCUCUGCCUUCUGUGGGAGUGCCCUCUGGAUCACUUGUUAAUAUAGUGCAGAGAGGAUUGCUCUACAUAGACACUGAAGCAAGAGCUGCUAAUAAUGAGCCGCCUGCUGAAAAUGGGAAUGAUUGUAAGAUGAGCCUACUCGAAGGAGAAUUCUGCGUUCGUAAACCUCUCUACAUUUCAGCUGCUCACCUGAACAUAUAUCCUGAGAUCAGCCCAGAGCAAAUGUUACCACAUUCGCCUACAGGUUCAGGAACUGAUGUAGACGUCGUUGAAACGCCGGCUGGCGAUGAAAAUAAACAAGCGAUCUCACCUAAUCCUUCUAGUACGAACCCCAUUGAAACUGGCCACAAGAGGAUCAGUCUCCCGAAUGAUCCUGCAAUGUCUGUAGAGAUAUUGUUGGGAUAUUUCGCAGAACAAAAGAAACGAAGUGGGCCACUGGAGUCUCUACCGAAUUUGAAUAUAGCUACGCUCUCGAACACAUCGAAAGUCAAAAAGUCUCAAGAUGAGAGAGAUGUGUGA